Molecule: messenger RNA, 1167 nt
Organism: Wallemia ichthyophaga EXF-994
Lineage: Eukaryota; Fungi; Basidiomycota; Wallemiomycetes; Wallemiales; Wallemiaceae
Exons: 2
Coding region: 1-1167 (388 amino acids)
Biological process (GO): mitochondrial magnesium ion transmembrane transport
Cellular component (GO): mitochondrial inner membrane
Molecular function (GO): magnesium ion transmembrane transporter activity
Source: RefSeq, a predicted model, not a curated record
AUGAAAAGAUAUUUUAAUAUUUUCACCAAUUUCAAUAGUACACGCAGCUAUACGUCUUCUUCCGGCGUGUGGGGGCGAACGAGCAGCGAGAUAUACCUUCGAUGCACGGUGAUUGACGAGCGGGGUCAAUCGCGACUCAGUGGUAAAUUCCGCAAGAGUGAUUUGUGCAUGCGCCAUUCACUCAACCCGCGAGACCUCCGCAAGGUGGAUUCACGCAUACCCAACAUCGUACCCACCAUCCUCGCCCGGCGGGAGGCUACACUGAUCAACAUCCUCCACGUGCGCGCACUCGUCAAGCGCGACACAGUUCUCCUGUUCGAGCCUCACAACGCACUCGACACGCGCCAGCAGUCAGUCUUCCUCUAUAAUCUGGAGCACUCCCUCAAAGACACUCACUCACACCUUCCGUACGAAUUUCGCGCUAUCGAGGCUAUCUUGCAGAGCGUUAUCGCUGCUCUCGGCCACGAGACUGAUGUACUCGCAAGGCAGAUCUCUGACCUCCUUCUCGACCUCGAGGACGACAUUGAGAGGGAGAAGCUCAAGAAUUUGCUUCAUUACGCCAGGAAGCUGUCUACUCUGCGCAACCGCGCUACUCUCACCCACGAGGCUAUCGAGGAGGUACUGAAGAAUGAUGAAGACUUGUCCCUGAUGUAUCUCUCCGAUAGGGAGAAAGAUGAGCAAAAUGGGAAAUAUGAUAAACAGCAGCACGGAGACCACGACGAGCUCGAAUUGCUGUUGGAAUCCGCCUCUAAACAGAUAGAAGAGAUAGUCACCUCAGCCGAUGCACUCGACGCUAACGUCAGCUCAACGCAGGAGAUAGUAGAACUCAUUCUCGACAGCAAUCGAAAUAAUCUACUCGCCUUGGAUCUUAAAGUAAGCAUUGCUACACUAGGUAUAGGCGCAGGCACGCUCUUUGCUGGGCUGUUUGGAAUGAAUCUUCAAUCACAUCUCGAAGAAAACCCUUAUGCUUUCUUCGGCGUAUCUCUCACUACUGCUAUCCUUUCAUCUGCAGUGACGUACGCAUGUCUCAGACGACUGGCCAGGAUCAGACGCAUCAAACUCGGGAUGAAUGCAGAGAGUAACAAGUACAUGAAGAAGCAUAUUGAUUUGGGUGCCGGUGGCUUGUGGCAUCGUUUGUAUACCCACGGAUGGCCAAUAAUGCGGUAG